AUAAACGAAAAGAGAGCGAAGACUUCGUCGCAGAGACUUUGUGGAUUUAUCGUUGAGUACCUCAAAAAAAAUUGAAACCAAAUUAGGGUUUUUAUUUCCAGAUUGUUUUGUUUAUUUGAAUAAAUCUGCGCAAGUUUGAAUUAGGUUGCCAAAAUCGAAGAAAUUUUCUUCGAUUCAAAAAAAUGGGAAAAUUUUGUUGCUUCACUUCCGCUUCUGAGGUUGUGGGAGGACAAUCAUCAUCUCGAUCAGGUAAAGGAAGAAGUGAUGAAGGGAUGAUUAAGUAUGGGUUUAGUCUAGUGAAAGGGAAAGCUAAUCAUCCCAUGGAAGAUUAUCAUGUUGCUAACUUUAUCAACAUUCAAGACCAUGAAUUGGGGCUUUUUGCUAUUUAUGAUGGUCAUAUGGGUGAUAGUGUCCCUGCUUAUUUGCAGAAACGCCUCUUCUCCAAUAUCCUUAAGGAGGGAGAGUUCUGGGUUGAUCCUCGAAGGUCUAUUGCAAAAGCUUAUGAGAAGACGGACCAGGCGAUUCUAUCAAAUAGUUCUGACUUGGGUCGGGGUGGGUCUACAGCCGUGACUGCUAUAUUGAUUAAUGGGAGAAAGUUGUGGAUAGCCAAUGUUGGCGAUUCACGAGCAGUUCUUUCUCAAGGUGGCACAAUAACGCAGAUGAGUACAGAUCAUGAGCCUCGUACUGAAAGGUCGAGCAUUGAAGAUAGAGGUGGAUUUGUAUCCAAUCUACCAGGUGAUGUUCCUCGGGUGAAUGGUCAGUUAGCUGUGUCUCGUGCCUUUGGAGAUAAGGGACUUAAGACACACCUGAGUUCAGAACCUGACAUAAAAGAAGCUAUUGUAGAUAGCCAGACAGAUGUUCUUCUCUUGGCCAGUGAUGGCAUUUGGAAGGUAAUGACAAAUGAAGAGGCAAUGGAGAUAGCUAGAAGAGUGAAAGAUCCACAGAAAGCAGCAAAGGAAUUAACAGCUGAAGCAUUGAGAAGAGAGAGUAAAGACGACAUAUCUUGUGUCGUGGUCCGAUUCAGAUGACAAACUCUGAAAGAAUACUUACGAGGAGAUGGUUCCUAAUAUAAUAAACCAGCAUUUUCAAU
Messenger RNA from Arabidopsis arenosa, 1090 nucleotides. The record is from the annotation of a GenBank genome assembly. Lineage: Eukaryota; Viridiplantae; Streptophyta; Magnoliopsida; Brassicales; Brassicaceae.